Cercospora beticola is the source of this 4945-nucleotide messenger RNA. RefSeq names its product Eaf1p (gene EAF1). Gene Ontology annotation, biological process: DNA repair. Gene Ontology annotation, molecular function: chromatin binding. Gene Ontology annotation, cellular component: NuA4 histone acetyltransferase complex. The record is from RefSeq and is a predicted model, not a curated record. NCBI's taxonomy places the organism in Eukaryota, Fungi, Ascomycota, Dothideomycetes, Mycosphaerellales, Mycosphaerellaceae.
CGUUCAGUUUAUCAUCUGGGGAAGCAGGCCGCAAGAGCAAGCAUCGUCGCAUCACCACCCAGCAGAAGCGUCGCGGUCUCACGAACAGAUAAUCCUCCACCACGCCGAACCCGACGCCCACAAUUCUCGCCCGUCGUCCCCCAGCAGCACGUCGCUCGUCUGUUGUUCGUUGCUGAAUGACAGAUGCAGCGCACUGGAAGGCGACGAGUUCAUGUCAUCGGUCGAGUCGCUUCGCCAUGCUGCACUCACGGCGAAACAGGACCAGUUGAAGUCGCUCGCAUCGUCGCAUUCUGCGGAGCUACGCGCGCUGCUGGCCGUCUACAACACCAUCAACGAUAACACCAGCCUCAACUCGUUGGUGAACGCGAAAUUCGGUGCAGACAGCGUCACCGAAGAUGAAGCAGUCUUUCUGCGUGAUCAUGACUUAUCCAGCGGCCGCACUUUCGACGCGACAUUGCUAGCCAUUCGACCUCCACCUGCUUCUACGCCACAACAACAGCCUUCUGACGCGUCAAUAUCUGUAUCAAAACUCGAAAGUACGCCCGCUGGAUUCUCUGGGCCUCGCGAUGGAACUCCGAGCGCGGCCGCGGCGCCGAAACAAGGCAUUGUAACCGCGAAAGCAGAUGAAACCGCGAUUUCCAUUCCAGAGGUCGCGUCCACAGUACACGAACCCCUCCCGGCUUUGAACAAGGCCAGUGCUUACCCAUCUCCGUCAAUCCAGGCCACACGGGAAGCGUCUCCCACAGCAGCGGUCGCCCAGCCAGUCGAUGUCGCUGCUCCACUACCCGUGGAAGAUGCUCAACUCUCAGCAUCGACGAAGCAACUCCUAGACCAACAGCGACCGGCAUCGCCUGCGAAGACUGUGCAUCUUCCGCCGCAAGAGGUCCAGGAAGAGGGCCUACGGGAGCGCGAGGCGGCUGAAGCACAACGCAAGUUGGAGCCCGAAGUGAAGUCCACCCAGCGUCUUCAUGCUCCGAAUGCAGAAGCUGCUUCCUCUCCGUCCUCCACGGUAGGAGCUCACUCUGCUGCUACGCCCCAAGCUCCCCAGGAAUCGCCAGAUACGUCGCCAGACUCGGAGCUUGCAGUGGAAGUGCCCAAAGAUCUCCAGCCGACGCCAGAGCAGAUACGAGAGAAGGAAGAACACGAUCGCGUAUUGGAAGCACAGAAAGAGAUUGCGAGGCAAGAAGCGCUUGGCGAUGUAUCAACGCCUGAUGAUCAGUUGAAAUGGGAGGAACGUGCGGCAGCUGCAAGGGAAGCAACGGAACGUGCUUCGCGUGAGGAUGUCGGCGGUCCAGAGCCUGACGUGAAGGACUCCGCACGUCAGACGGAGGCUGAAGAGGCGGUUGGUGAAGUGGAAAUGGAUCAACCUGAAGAGCCAGUCGAGGGACCUUCAGUCAAGGAUGCGAAACCAGCUCUGGAAGAUGUUGACGAAGAGGCAGCCUCCAGGACCAACAUGCAAGACGAUGGGGACAACAUUACCGUCUCCACACGCGAUAGACCUCAACUCUCGGUUGACACAGCCAAGCAGCAUCCACCUGUCGAACCGGAAGAAUCGACUCCCGCGGUGACCCCAGCUCCUCCUCGAAUGACUACCAGAGUCUCGUCUGGGGCGAUGCGACAAAAGUCGGUUUCCGAAAUCUUGGGCCAGGAUCGAGCGCACUCGCAGUCUGCUGAUAACACACCGGCCUCUCGCAAAGACCUGCACUCUCCAGCGGCCGUCUCACCGCUCACGCAGCGCCACCAACAUGAUAACAGUGGAACAUUACGGCGGGACUCAACACUGACACAAAGCACUCGUCCACCGCGCCUACUCGCACAGUAUCGGCAGCCAGACGACAUCGAUUCAGCUAUUGAUCAACUUGAGAGGUUGAAAGGUGCCGCAGAUGACCCCGACAAGGACUAUCUGGAGCCUCUCUUCAGGAUCCAGGCACACGAAUCACCAAACUCGAGAACUAGGACUUUGCCUGAGCUCAUCAAGAUGGUGCCGAAAGCGCUGUCCACCGAUGAUCACUUCAUUUCUCUGCAUGAGCGACUGGACUUUCGCAUGCUUAGACGCAUUUACCAGCUUCAGAAUGCAAACAAAUGGUCGCUUCGACAAAUGGAGAAGCAGAAAGAGCCUCCGCAGCCAUUCACUCAUCACGACCACAUGAUGGAAGAAAUGAGAUGGAUGCGAAAAGACUUCCGGGCAGAGCGGCAAAUGAAGAAAAGUGUCUGUGCUUGGUUAGCUCAGAGGUGCGCGGACUGGUGCCAUGCAGAUGCGGAGGAGCGAACCAAGAUGCAAGUAAAGGUGAAGAAGACAGAUGAGGGCACAGAAUCUGUUCCUGAUCUUGACGGCGGGGAGUCCGCUCGCGAGGACGACCUUGAUCCACCCACUCCACGAGAAGGCUCACCCAUUCCCACAACCGUAGUGGUUCCCCCAGAGCUGAAGGGCACAAUCGACCGCCUUGAUAAAUCCGGAAAGCUUUCAAAGGCUCUUGCUACACUGCCUCACGCUGGUCUACUGGAUCUUGCGGGCAGGCAUCCUAAUCAAUCCUACACAGCGGUCUCCAAGUUUGUUGAAGGGCGAGUGCUUCCGACUGUGAGCCGCCCGUCUCUAAAACGAAGUCGCUACGAGUAUGAUGAUGAGGAUGAGUUUCUUGACGCCCAGCCGAAAAGCAAGAGACUCCGCGAGAAUGCUCGAUCUGAUCCCGAGGGGUCUGAUUGCGCUCUUUUCGAUCCCGUCAACAAGCCUAUUCGGGAUCGGCUGCAUUCGAACAAUGCUUUCAGACCUCCAUCUGAAUUCUUGAUGCCGAACACUCAAUUUUACGAAUAUCGUGCCGGUUCUCAAUGGAUUUGGGAGGACGAUCAAAAGCUUAGAAAGCUGGCAAAGGACUACUCGUUCAACUGGUCACUCAUCGCCGACGAAAUGAGCUUGAGCACGCGAUACAAGAGCUCUGCAGAGCGACGCACCCCUUGGGAAUGCUUUGAACGAUGGGUCGACCUGGAAUCCUUACCUGCGGAUAUGCGCAAGACGGUGUACUUCAAGACAUGGUAUGCCAGGCUGGAACAAGCGCAGCAGGCUUCGGAACGACGCUAUCAGCAACAGGUGCAGGCCAUUCAGCAGCAAGCUGCCCAGAACGGUGCGCCAUCUCAUGUGCCCAUGCGACGUAAGACGACGCCCACGCGGGUGGAGAAACGACGCUCAACGCGAUACUUGUGGAUGGUGGAAGGCUUCCGUAAACUGGCUAAGAAGCGUGAGCAGGCGGCCUGGAAGCAAGCUGAAACAGCUCGUGCCGCCGCUCAACGAAAGACUCAAGCUGACGCCAACCCGCCAGUCCGCUCGAUGAAGAUGACGCCGCAGGAGUUCAGCAAGAAGCGUGCAGAGAGGGAUGCGGCGAUGCUUGAGCAAGCGCGGCAACACCGUGCCAAGAUCAUUGAGGCUCAAAGACAACAGCUUGCGGCUGCACGCGCAGCUCAGCAGAUGCAGAUGGCUGGUGGCCCGCAAGCACAAGCUGCUGCAGGACAGCAACGCCCGCCUGGCGCUAACAUGCCUGCGCAACAAGCUCAGAUGCAGGUCAAUGGACAACAAGUCCCUAAUGUUAAUGCACAGAUGGCGGCGUCGCAGCAAGGCAGAGCGAACUUGCAGAUGGCGCAGAGGAACGGUCACCUCGCCCCUCCGCACGUGAACGGCCAGGGCAUACCGCAAGCACAGAUGCAGGCACGAGCUCCUCAAAUGGCACAGCACGCUAAUUUGCAGGCACAGCCACACCCUCAGCAGAUGAGAAACCCACAAUACGCUGGUCAGCAAUACCCGGUAGCGAAUGGCAAUACCGUUCCGACACAACAAGUAAGUGCUCACACGACAACGCAACAACAGCUUCAAGAAAACCAGGCUCUUCUGGCGGCUUUCCAGCGAUCGCAGCAGCAGCAGCAGCAAGGCAACUCGACUCACAAUGGAAAUCAGCAGAUGAAUGGCUCCCCCAGCAUGCCUCCUCCCCCAACACCGCAAACUGCACCACAGAAGCUCUCCUCCGGCCAUACACCCCAAAUCUUCGCCAUACAAAACCAGCUGCGAGCGGCAAAUCCGUCAUUGUCGGAUGAGCAAAUCCAAGCGUUGGCGAUACAGCAGCUCUCCAAGCAGACAGGUCAGCAGUCUAGCAAUCAAGCCCGGCAGAACGCCAUGAACGCCGCUUCGGGCAUGGCCAACCAGGGCCAGGCAGGUGUACCCUCGCAGGCAUACCAGCAGAAGCAGGGUCAAUACGUGCAGCGUCCCGUUGCCAAUGGCGUGAACGGAAUGUACUCUCAGGUGAACGGAGCAGCAAAUACCCAGCAACAAACCGGUGCGGCUAUGAGCUCACAAGGGAACACCAAUUCCUCUCAAGCACAGGAAGAUUAUCGUGCACAGCUCAUGCGCAAUCAGCAGUUGCAAAUGCCGCAGAUGCGACAGAUGCAAAGCCCGAAUGCGAACCACGCACAAUUGUACAGCAGUCCCGUCGCUAACAACGCCAGUCCGCACAUGGCUGCGACGUCUCCGGGGCAGUCGCCGUACCAGAAUGUCAAUCAAAUGUCGCAGGUGGCAGGCGCCAACGGACAGCGACCAGUAUCGCGUUCCAACACGCCACAAAUGCAGAGACUGAGCUCGUCGGGAAGCGUCAAUACCGUGGGCAAUAAUGGAGGAAUGCAGAGUCCGGGCGCGUUGAGUAUGCCUCAGAACAGCCCUCGAAGUCUGCCUGCAUCAAUGGCGCAGUAGGAGGACGGACGUGGUGGGGGGGUUCGCCCGGGCGAUGGAUGAACGCGUUCUGGGCCUCGAGCAUGAAGAGGGUUGUCUGUCUCUGAGUUGUACACGUUUUGUGGGCCGUUACCGCUGGGUACGGCGAUCCACUGUUGAAGAGGAAAAUGGGCCGAGAAAGUUGCAGGUUGCAUGUGGCGGAGAUGCACUGCUAGGCCAACCAAGUAGAUUCAUCAC